GGAAGUGAUUGAAAGUUAUUUAUGAAAUGGAUUGGAUUUGUAUCCAAAUAAAUAAAUGUUCCGAUACCUAGUACUGAAGAAAGUGAAAAAAUCGAUUUGACCAAUUUAUACUGUUCUGCGCAUGUGAAAUGGACAUCUUUGCAAAAGUCUAAAUAAAAACAGUCUACUCAUUUACGAUGGGAAAUAAACAAAGCUAAAAAUGUUGUCAUCUUUUGAAAAAUGUAAUAAUGACUUAGAUUGGAAAGAAAACAACAAGAUUUCAACCAUAUCUGAGUCAUUUUCUCAGCAUCCAGAUGAAACUUAUGAUACAGAUCCCACGGAUAUAGAUUGUGAUGAAAUCCAAUUGAGGCGAAAGCUCAUUAUAGAUAAAUGGAAAUCAAUAUUUGAUUCUAUUGAUCCAGAAGGAUUUGGGGAAAUUGCAUGGGAUGAUUUUAUAUCGGCAAUAAAUUUUUCUAAUAUUCAACAAUAUGUUCCGGUGAACAAACAAGAGGAGCUUUAUUAUCGCACAUCAAAGAAAGGUUCGAAUACAGUGUCAUUCCAAGACUUUGUGGAGGUGAUGAGUGGUAAAAGAAGUUACAGUUUCAAAUGUGCUGUACAUUGUCGGGACAGAGAGGUUUCUUCAAAUAAUGACUUUCAUUUGAUCGUGAAAAAUACUUCCUUGCUAAAUAAAAUGGCACAUAUUGUUGCUGUCGAAGUACUUCCAGAAGAAAGGGAUCGCAAAUAUUAUGCAGACAACUAUUCUUGUGUCCCUCCCCCUUUAUUCGUUAUUUGCAUUACUCUAAUUGAAUUGGGUAUGUUUACAUACCACACAUUGUCUCUAGGCCAUGUUGAUCCUAGUGGUCCAGUUCCAAUAGAUUCUCUUUUUAUUUAUCGACCAGAUAGGCGGUAUGAAGUUUGGAGAUUUUUGUCCUACAUGGUUUUACAUGCUGGAUGGUUUCAUUUGGGAUUUAAUUUAGUCGUUCAACUAUUAUUUGGGUUGCCCUUAGAAAUGGUACAUGGGUCAUCCAGGAUUGGCUGCAUAUACAUAGCAGGGGUACUUGCAGGAUCUUUAGGUACUAGUGUUUUCGAUCCAGAAGUGUAUUUGGUAGGAUCGAGUGGUGGAGUUUAUUCGCUCUUAGCAGCUCAUUUAGCAAACGUGUUGCUUAAUUUUCAUAAUAUGCAGUAUGGAAUAAUACGAUUAUUUGCCAUUAUUGUGUGUGCAUCUUGUGAUGUUGGAUUUGCAAUUUAUUCAAGAUAUGCUUUGGAUGUCUUGGCAGUGCCUUCUGUGUCGUAUGUUGCUCAUUUAACAGGCGCUUUUGCUGGUUUAACAAUAGGAUUAUUGGUUCUUAAAAAUUUUGAUCAGAAAUUAAAAGAUCAAAUGUUAUGGUGGGUUGCACUUGGAGUAUAUGCUGCAUUCACUGUUUUUUGUAUACUAUUUAACCUAUUUAAUACUGAGAUUGCACAAAAAUUAGAAGAAGAAGGUGGACAUGUAAUCAAACAACACCUUUUUCAAAAUUUUGGCGUUUAAAAAUUCGGGAAUUAAACCUAACAAAUUGAAUUAUGUAAAACAAUCCAAUUUAAAUUAUAUUGCUAUGAUGAACGUACCUACAAUUAACUAUUUCAUACAAAAUAGAGACUUGUAAUAGAGCCGAACUCUAUUUGAAAAUAAGAAAUUUGAAACUAAUUUUUUUUUGAAUAAAGUUUUGUAAGCUUAUUUAAUAAAGUUUAAAGAAAAUGCAAGAAAAAGUUGAGAAGGCCAAAGGUUAUUGCAUUUUUCCAUAACGAUUAAAAAGAAAUCUAGUCAAAUUCAUUUGAACUAAAAUG
This is a messenger RNA of Culicoides brevitarsis, 1803 nucleotides long. Its product is annotated as protein rhomboid-like. Bases 200 to 1507 code for a protein of 435 amino acids. Lineage: Eukaryota; Metazoa; Arthropoda; Insecta; Diptera; Ceratopogonidae. Gene Ontology annotation, molecular function: serine-type endopeptidase activity. The record is from RefSeq and is a predicted model, not a curated record. The transcript has 9 exons. Gene Ontology annotation, cellular component: membrane.